GUACACACAAGCGCAUAACUCAAAAUAGAUGUAUUUCAUAUAUGACUGCCCUGGCGUGUCAUGUCCUAAGAUAAAUAACAAAACAGCGGUACUACUUUCAGAGCGAUACACACCCUGAUUGAGUACAUUUUUAGUGUGAUAUAAAAACGGUGACUAUGUGUGACUCAAAAGUGCCACUACUGGUGUGUACGUUUGUUGCCUCGACUUUCCUCAUCAUGUUGACAGCCAUCACCAUGCACAAAGAAUCUAUGUACUCUUUCGACCUCGAGAGCUUAGGUCUGAGUGGUAAAGUGAAUGGGACAGCCCUACACGACUGGUUUAGUGAAUUGGGUAUACCGAAUGUAAAUAUAAGUAUGCCUGAUAUACCCGAAUGGGCGUCUAGUUUAGGUGGAGGCCUCACCACCUUUGUAAGUUGGCCCUCCGGUAUGAGUUCCAAGUUAAAUGGGUGUAACUUCGAUGAGUGUACCUACGGACCACCAUACUUGUACUUUCUUGUCCCGUAUCGCAACCGGGGCAAGGGUCUGCAGCGCUUGGUGUUGGCAAUGGAUAUAGAUGCUGCACAAGCGAAGACCACUAACGCCAAAUGUGUAUGCUUUGGGAUAGGUGAUUACGAUGACGAAGUGAGCGGCUUGACCUCCUUAGAAGCGAUGGAGUAUUGGAAGGGAAGUCAUCACAUUGCUUCUUUGAAUGGUAAUUUCUCGAGAGGAGGGGGCAUUGAGCGCCUUUUUAAGCCGAAUUCGAUACUCGUCACACCAGAAGAACAAAGUAUUCUGUAUGUUAUGGAUACGGAUAUGAUGGUAUGGCCCGGUUUCCUUGACGACCUGAUUCUGAAUACACAGCCUGAUAUGGGUACUGUUCCCGUGUGUUGGUCACUGACUGACUACAGCAUCCGAAACAAUAAGACCGCUGGCUGGUGGCGUCAUAGUGGGAAAGGCAUGUGGAGUAUAUACGCAGAUAAGUUAAGAAAGGCUACAAAUAUGACCAUUUGUGGGUCUAGUAGCAAGUCCUGGGGAGGCGAAGACCUGGGUAUGCAGAAAGAUCUACGAUUCGCCAAAAAUCCUGCUAGAAUGAAACGCUACUGCAAUCCGUAUCUCUACCAUCUGGCACACCCAAAGGUUAGCUGGAAAGAUUCGGUCGACGGAAUGGGUAACACCGAAUUCUUGGCACCGGAAAAGGAGAAGUGGUAUUUGGAAACCAUUUAUAAUGGGUCUUUAUGGGAAAACUAUGAUAUAGGACCACCUUUAGGUAGGUGUGACAACUUCACUAGAAUGCUUAAUAACGAAUGGGCGUUGACUUAUAGGUAGAGUACAUGUACAAUAUACACGCAUGCAUGCGAUUGGUUAUCGCUGAACGGAAGGAGAAAUGGACCAUGGGUUAGCAGAAGUUAGAAGUGAUAUAGUCACAAGUUAAGUCGAGCAGGGGGCAGAUGAAGGCGCGAAGACAAAGAGAUAGGUUUGUAAGUGUCGCUGAUUAGUGUAAAGUCUGCGUUCCUAUUCAGCGAUUCAACUCUAUAGAGUACUAUUGUAUCAAAACACAAGUAUAUUUUAAAUUUUCAGAACAGAUCUACGAAUAUAACGUAAAUAUAAUAAAUAAACAUUACAGCUC
Sphaeroforma arctica JP610 is the source of this 1605-nucleotide messenger RNA. RefSeq lists its product as hypothetical. The transcript has a single exon. The record is from RefSeq and is a predicted model, not a curated record. Lineage: Eukaryota; Ichthyosporea; Ichthyophonida. Bases 156 to 1304 code for a protein of 382 amino acids.